Molecule: messenger RNA, 174 nt
Organism: Prunus armeniaca (apricot)
Lineage: Eukaryota; Viridiplantae; Streptophyta; Magnoliopsida; Rosales; Rosaceae
Source: the annotation of a GenBank genome assembly
AUGCUUGAGGAAACGGUAGGCGCCAGGGCCGAAGGGAAGUCCCUUCAAUCAGUUCAUGACCGUGAUUUAUUAGGCACAAACAUUGCCCCCACAUCCCUGGAUUCUUCGGUCGCGGCCUGGGCAGAGGUCGAAAGGAUUCCAAGGGAUGAACCCUUUGCAUUCCCCCUGAAGUGA